CCGAAUUAGUAGUCCUUAAUAAACUAUGUAAAUUGAAGUUUAUUUUUUAUGUCUUGCUUGAAACACCUACUAUAUAACCCCCUCUGCACCUUCAUUCUUUGCACUCAGCAGUAAGACCUGAUCUCUUCACCGUUAUCUACCUCUAUCUUUUUUCCAUUUCAGUCACUCUUUUGAACUUUCUUAUCACCAUGAAGUCACUCGUUUCAAUUCUAGUAGUAGUAACUACCACCUUGGCGGGCACCCUUCCCAAACCCGCUGCGCUCAUUAAACCCGGCUUCAUCCCAACGUUCAUUGAAACAUUCGACUACUAUCCAGGAACACUUCCCUCGACCUCAAACUGGAUCUUCGACCUUGGAACAUCCUAUCCCGGCGGAGCAGAGCGAUGGGGAAACAACGAGUUCCAAACCUACACAGACUCUACUUCUAACAUACACGUAACGAAACAACAAAAUUUGGCAAUUAUACCGCAACUCAAAAAAGGUCAAUGGACGUCGGCAAGAAUCGAGACUCAGCGAAGCGAUUUCGUUGCUGCUGAAGGAGGGAAAUUGCUUGUUGAGUCGCGCAUUAAACUUGGUACAGCGCCGACGGCGCAACAGCAAGGUAUCUGGCCAGCCUUUUGGGCUUUGGGCAGCGAGUUCAGAGGGAAUUACACAAAUUGGCCGAUGGCUACAGAAUGGGAUUUUCUCGAGGUGAUCAGUGGUGGAUCAGUAAUGUACUCCACCAUUCACUGCGGGUUUGCUCCUGGAGGACCAUGCAACGAGUACAACGGGUUGGGAAGUGGAGGCGUGGAUUUUUCAAGGGGCGUGUUCCACACUGUUGGUUUCCUAGUUGAUAGGAGUAUGUGUGGGAAAGGAAAAAACGGGACUUGGCUGGACGAGACGCUGAAUUGGUAUUUGGAUGGAAAGAAAAUCUUCACGGUCACGGGUGCGACAGUUGAGGAUGAGCCGACAUGGGUGAAAUUGGCGCAUGAGCGGCAUUUUCUGCUCCUUAACUUGGCGGUAGGUGGGAAUUGGCCGGGUCCACCAAACAAUCUUACGAUUGAUGGGCCCUCUGUUGGGAUGGAGGUGGAUUAUGUGGGGGUUUGGAAUACAUUGUAGGAUUCUGUAGAAGUUCUGUCUAGCAUUUUACUUAGCUAUUGGGGAGUUUAUUGCCUACAGCGCUGCCCAUACUAACAACUACACAGGUCUCACGGUCUAGGGGGAAGGAUAUAGGUGUAAGUCUUCUUAGU
Messenger RNA from Fusarium redolens, 1228 nucleotides. Its product is annotated as concanavalin A-like lectin/glucanase domain-containing protein. Bases 189 to 1097 code for a protein of 302 amino acids. The record is from RefSeq and is a predicted model, not a curated record. Gene Ontology annotation, molecular function: hydrolase activity, hydrolyzing O-glycosyl compounds. Lineage: Eukaryota; Fungi; Ascomycota; Sordariomycetes; Hypocreales; Nectriaceae. Gene Ontology annotation, biological process: carbohydrate metabolic process. The transcript has a single exon.